Messenger RNA from Balaenoptera musculus (blue whale), 1410 nucleotides. RefSeq names its product golgin subfamily A member 6-like protein 6. Bases 1 to 1410 code for a protein of 469 amino acids. Gene Ontology annotation, molecular function: GTPase activity; GTP binding. The record is from RefSeq and is a predicted model, not a curated record. The transcript has 10 exons. NCBI's taxonomy places the organism in Eukaryota, Metazoa, Chordata, Mammalia, Artiodactyla, Balaenopteridae.
AUGAUAAAGGAGGAGCUAGAGGGAUGCUGCAUGAAGACAGACGGGCUCCUUCGUGAUGCAGCAAAGACGUUAGCAGAAUGGACUGAAAGAGAGCCAUCAGAGGGGGAAAAGGAGCUUCUAAAGCAAAAGUAUAAAGAGAUGUGGCAGAAGUUGGAGGACCAAGAAAAAGGCUUCGAAGGAUUCAUAGGCAAAAUGACAGAGAAAAUAAGAAAAGGAGAAAAGACCUCGGCAGAAGAGCGUGCCAAGAGGGAGGCAGCUGAGAGGGCAAAUGAGCUUCUCGAGCAAAAGGUUAAAGAGCUGCAGGAAAAGUUGGAGGACCAAGAAAGAGUCUCUGAAGAAUUAAGAGUCAAAAUGACAGAGGAGAUAAGAGAAAGAGAAAAGACCUCAGCAGGUACAGAAGAUCUGGCCAAAAGAGAGGUCGCCAAGUGGGAAAAGGAGCUUCUCGAGCAAAAGGUUAAAGAAUUGCAGCAAAAGUUGGAGGACCAAGAAAGAGCCUUCGAGAGAUUUAGAGUCAAAAUCACAGAUGAGAUGAGAGAAAGAGACAACCUUUUGAGAAAGACGAAUGAGAGAAUUCAGACGCUGGAAUGCUUACUUAGGAUACCAGAAAAACCAGAGGAACACUACAUGAAGAAAGAAGCAGAAGAGCAGGCCAAAAGAGAGGCAGCUGAGAGGGAAAAGGAGCCUCUUGGACAAAAGGUUGAAGAAUUGCAGCAAAAGUUGGAGAACCAAGAAAGAAUCUUCGAGAUAGUAAGAGUCAAAAUGACAGAGGAGUUGAAUGAAAGGAAAAAGGCCUUAGCAGAAGAGCAGGCCAAAAGAGAGGCAGCUGAGAGGGAAAAGGAGUCUCUUGAACAAAAGGUUAAAGAGCUGCAGAAAAAUUUGGAAGACCAAGAAAGAGCCUUCGAGGGCUUAAGAGCCAAAAUGACAGAGAAGAUAAGAGAAAGUGAAAAGACCUCAGCAGAACAAGCCAAAAUAGAGGCAGCUGAGAGGGAAAAGGAGUCUCUUGAACAAAACGUUAAAGAGCUGCAGAAAAAUUUGGAAGACCAAGAAAGAACCUUCGAGGGAUUAAGAGCCAAAAUGACAGAGGAGAUAAGAGAAAGUGAAAAGACCUCAGCAGAACAAGCCAAAAGAAAGGCCACUGAGAGGGGAAAGGAGCUUUCUGAGCAAAAGUUUAAUGAAUUGCAGCAAAAGUUUGAGGACCAAGGAAGAGCCUUUGAGGCAUUUAGAGUCAAAAUGACAGAGGAGAUGAAAGAAAGAGACAGUCUUCUGAGAAAGAUGAAUGAGAGGAUUCAGAUGCUGGAGGCUGACUGUAAGAAUGGCUCAUGGAUCUUUGCCUUGACUGUACUUCUGAGCAGCACUGUUGCCCACUACAUGAGUACCAUCAGCCAUCAGCCUCUGAAGCAGCUACAGUAA